AUGAGUGAAGAAGAACAUAGCCUUAGCUCGGCACCUUCGUCAGCAGAUUGUUUCCGUCGUUCAAAAACAUAUAAACCUCCACAUAUAAGACGAAAUGGCUACAACAUUAGAAGCAAAUCUGAAUCCACUCCCAAGCCUUCCACUCAAGUUUCAAAUAUUCCAAUAGAUCCAGACGCUGCUGAGAAAAGAAGACAAAGGUUUGCUAAUGAUAAGAAGAAGGAUAAUGAACAGUAUGGACUGAUAAGUCGUGGUGAAGAUAAUAGAUUGCAAAGAGAUCCACAAGCAAGAUCGAACUAUUUCAAGAAAAUCCAACAAGAUUUCACCCAAGAUCUUUCAAAUUCUGAUGUUGAGACAAUCAGAAGUUCAUUUUCAAGACUGACACUGAAUGAGAAGGAAAAUAAGCAACUUAUAGAUAACACAUUGAUGUCACUACGGAAAUUGAGAGAAGCAUUGUUAAAGUUUGAUCCAGAUGAAUUCACCAUAUCAGUAUUCUUAUACUCCAUAAGGAUUGCAACAAGAGUUGGUCAUUAUCAAACAUAUGUACCUAGCAUCAAUUAUUUAUUAAAGCAUCAUUCAAAGCUAUCGGCUUCAAAUUUGAAUGAGAUUAUAAAUAUCUUUGCAUUGCAUUUGGCACAUUUCAGUAACAAUAAUGAAGAUGCGAUAGAGAUUGUACAUAAAUAUGCAAAUGAUGAUAUCAAAUUACACAGCGUGUUGAAGGCAUGGAGAACUUUGGAUUAUUUCACAUGGUUGAAUCUAUAUCAUUCAGAAAGUGAUCUUCUGUACCAUAGAAUGAUGCAAUUUGGUGAAAAUAGGAUGAUCAAUCAUUCAUUGAAAUGUAUUCAAAAGUCAUAUUUCCAGUUGCCUAAGGAUUAUGUUGAUUCAGUUUUUCAUAUUGAUUUUGAAACAUUGAAGACAAAAUUCGCUUGUGAUUGGACGUUGAAAGAGCAAACUGUUGUCAUAAGGUCAAGAACUUGA
Molecule: messenger RNA, 975 nt
Organism: Hansenula anomala
Lineage: Eukaryota; Fungi; Ascomycota; Saccharomycetes; Phaffomycetales; Wickerhamomycetaceae
Exons: 3
Coding region: 1-975 (324 amino acids)
Source: RefSeq, a predicted model, not a curated record